AUGCAAUUAUUGCCCGAAUGUUUCGAUGCUCUUAGAUACCGUGCUUUUUGGGAACAAUCGGAGAAAAAUUCACUUAAGAAAUUCUUGGAUUUCCGUUUACAAGAAGUGUCGGCGGACUACCUUGUGGGUUGCAUGCUCACAGGGGAAAGGUUGUCCAUCGGUCGUGACGAAAAGAAUUCAAAGGAAGUAAAUAUUUUUUGGGAUCUGCAGGCUAAACAACAGAACAAACCCGACAUGUUUUGGAUGCGUCGAUAUAGACCCGGAAUCAGUGUCUUUCUGUACAAAAAACGUUCACCAGUGAGCGUACCUAUAAGACACGGAAGAAAUAUCCCAAAUUAUUGCGAAACUGAUGAACCAGAAUAUGAACCCAAGAGGAUAAGGAGAGAAAGUAAUACCCGUUAUUCAGAGGUGACAGAACCUCAGCAAUCUGCCACACCGUAUUUAACACCGCCGAUGACGGAGGUCGCUGAAUCUUCAAGCUCAAAUUCAUAUUUAGGGAAUUUAGACGGAUCUAAGAAUAAAAAUUCAAGAUCACAAUAUGUCCGUGAUGAACCUAGUUUCGUGAAAGCACGCCAUGUCCAAGUCCAACUCGCAACCAUUGAAGAACAAGUGUAUGAGAAAAUUAUAAGCAUGCUUCAGCCGGGAAACAAAUCGGUUAUAAAUGAUUCGAUAGUCAAAAAGCUUGAAAACAUAUUUCAAGCAAGUUAUUUCGAAAUCGAAUCUCGCAGUGCUUUUCCUGAUGUCAAGUACAUGUGGUUAGAAAAAGAUGUAAGAUCCAUAAAAGAGGCGAACAUCAUGUUUACGAAUAAUUUUGGUGAACGAAAAACGGAUUUACUCAUUCUCAGAUUGUCAGAUGCAAGAGAGUUUUUGAAUGUCGAAGUGUCUGGGCCUCCCUAUAAUCUACGAAAAAACACACGCAUUCAAGUUAUAGGAGGUCGACUUACAUUGUUUGCUGUUUCUCUAACAGACAAAAGGAAAUAUUUGGCUGUUGAAUUGGCCUCUUACAUAUUCGUGGAACAAGGAAAAUUACAAAAGAAAAUUCGUUCCUUUAUUCCAGAUAACAAUUGUUCUGAAAAUUUAAGAGAAUGGUUACAUAUACCGGAUGAUGAUAUUUCACUUUUUACAGAAGAAGAUAUGGAUGAAAUAUUACUUUGA
Molecule: messenger RNA, 1155 nt
Organism: Funneliformis geosporum
Lineage: Eukaryota; Fungi; Glomeromycota; Glomeromycetes; Glomerales; Glomeraceae
Source: the annotation of a GenBank genome assembly